Toxorhynchites rutilus septentrionalis is the source of this 1726-nucleotide messenger RNA. Its product is annotated as tRNA pseudouridine(38/39) synthase. Gene Ontology annotation, cellular component: nucleus; cytoplasm. Bases 124 to 1533 code for a protein of 469 amino acids. The record is from RefSeq and is a predicted model, not a curated record. NCBI's taxonomy places the organism in Eukaryota, Metazoa, Arthropoda, Insecta, Diptera, Culicidae. The transcript is spliced from 6 exons. Gene Ontology annotation, biological process: mRNA pseudouridine synthesis; tRNA pseudouridine synthesis. Gene Ontology annotation, molecular function: pseudouridine synthase activity; RNA binding.
GUCACUUCAAAUGUUUUGUUUAUGGUCGAAUUUGUUUUGCAUUGAGACGAUUGCAAAUGCAGUUGAAUUUGUGAAUGAAUUUUUAUCAUUCAACCCAAAACCGAUUAGCAACUAAAAGCAAGAAUGGACGUUUCAGUAGCAGUGCUAAAGAAAACAAAAAGACACACUCGAAGUGAGUUGGAAAAUUUCCCUAAAGAGCAACUGGUUGAUAGAAUAAUUCAGCUAGAAUCCCAAAAUUUUCAGUUAAAGAACAUUAUCCAAAAGGUGACUGGCACUAAAACCGAAAAGUCAAACGAGAAUAAUAAAAAACAACGUAAAUUCGACUUCUCAAAUUGUCACAAGCGACAUAUUUUACUGCGAUUUUAUUAUCUUGGAUGGAACUAUCAGGGAUAUGCUUCACAAGAAGAUUCGGCGAAUACAAUCGAACACCACCUAUUCAAUGCGCUAACCCGGGUUUGUCUUAUCGAGAAUCGCGAGUCCUCCAAUUACCAUCGCUGCGGACGCACCGAUAAGGGUGUCAGCGCGUUCCAUCAGGUCGUGAGUUUGGAUAUUCGGUCGAAGUUUCCACCCGAAAGUCAACUAGCGCCGGAAUCGAUAGCGACCGAAAUCAACUACUGUCAAUUGUUAAAUAGGGUUCUACCGGAGGAUAUUCGCUGUGUUGCCUGGAUGCCGAUGGUGAAUCCAAAUUACAGCGCUCGGUUCGAUUGCCGUUCGAGGACGUAUCGUUACUUUUUCCCGCGGGGUAGCUUGGAUGUGGAAGCAAUGCAGGAAGGCUGUAAGCAUCUGGUUGGUUCGCACGAUUUCCGAAAUUUGUGCAAAAUGGACGUUGGAAACGGAGUGGUGACCUUCAUGAGAAACGUGCAUUAUGCGUUCAUCAAAGAAUCACAGAAGGAUGAUGAUGAGUCGCCUUAUGAUAUGUUAUAUUUCGAACUGCGAGGAAAAGCUUUUUUGUGGCAUCAAGUGCGAUGCAUCAUGGCGAUACUGAUACUCAUAGGCGAGGGUAGGGAAGAAUCAACGGUGAUCAGGGAACUUCUGGACGUCGAAAAGAAUCCCCGAAAGCCUCAGUAUAGCCUAGCAAAUGAUAUGCCACUUAAUUUGUACGAAUGCAAAUUCAAAAGCAAAGGAACAUUCGACCCAGCGCUUUUUGACCGAAACGGUCCAAUUCUCGACGAUGAUGAGGAAGUUGAGGAAGUUUCGGAUCUACAAGAAUGGGUUUAUGAGGAAGAAAGUAUAUCGCGCACGAUUUCUGAACUUCAAGGGCUGUGGACCACGAAUAGCAUCAAAUCAACAAUGUGCAGAGAGAUGUUGAAAUCGCUGGCUGAAAUAUACAGUCGAGUUUUCCCAAACAAACCAAAACCCAUCAACCAAACGUGUGUUCUGCUACAAGGUGUUCAAUCGAAAGAGUAUCGAUCGCUUAUGAGCCGGGAUAAAUGUGAAAGUCUGGAGAAUCGGAUUGAGCAUUAUGCUAAAAAACGACGAAUUCAGAUCAGUGUGAAACAAGCCGAUGAUGUGUCGACGAAUGAGGAGAAAUGAUCUAUUUUAUUUCGGCUUCGAUUUGGUGGAGUGACUGAACCGAAUGCGCGAUUAGCCUCUGUAGAUGAUUAAUAUUCCGUAAGCAUUUGGUGCUACGCAAAUAGCGGAGGUGGUUUAAGUCGAAUGUAAAUCAAUGCAGUCGAACAGAAUGAAUGAAAUCUUUUUUAUUAACAUAUUAAAUUAUUCAAAUACA